UGUGCAUUUACCACUGAAGAGUUACCACUCGAACGCGCUGAGCCGCCGCGGGCAAACGUGUGCCGCCAACCGCCAUCAUCACUUUCACGUUCGCAAAUAAAAAAAAAAGCGCGGGAAUCUUGUGCGAGAAAUCACACGAUAAGUUUCAAAUAAUAACGAGCAUUAAUAUAAUUAGUAACUAAGGACAUAACAACCGUGACAUCGGAUUGUUUACAAAUACACAAUCAUGAUGUGAAAAUAAAACAGGUUCAAACGUUUAACAACCAUAGCCGGGAGCACGCGUUUUUCAAAAAACGAGAAACACCGCACGUGAAUUUCGCGGUGAUUCUUUUUCUACUAUUUCUAUUUCUUUAUCUUGGAUUCUUUCGUCUACUGGUCUCUGUACUUCGAGUUUCAUUCGUCAAUCGAUUGUGUCGCGUCAGUUGCGUGAGUUGAUACCAACUUUGGAACUGUUAUUAGUGCAGUGUAAGAAUUGUGCAUCAAUACGUGUGGACGUACUGUUAGUGCGUUCGGAUCCUGCAGUUGUCUCUUUGAUAUAAUAUGGGUAUGAUUUGGAAAUCCGCCAUGCCUUUACUGACCACGUUGGCUGCUUUGGUGAUUAUAGUACAUUCUGCAGAAGAAGAUUUAGAGGCAGAGUAUCGACACGACUUAAGGCCUAGAGCAUUGGAUACAGGAGCACCUAAUUACGACCAGCCAUGGAGAGCAAUGGAAGCAGAUCCACCGCUACAAGAACCACGGAAUGUAGACCAUUGGGACAACGACUCACCAGACGGUCUACCAAAGCGGCGCAGAAUUGGCCGUAAACGAAAACGUCGUCCACAAACUAGUUCAACUGAAGAUAUCAUACCACAAGAGAGAUACGCUUAUGCUGAUGAAGAACCCCGGCCAUACUUCGACGUAGAUUUUGACCGCACUCGCCAAACCACAGAAAUGCCCAAGAGAAGACGAAAGAAAACAGAAAACAGACCGACCCGGUGGACUGAUGACGUCAUGGAAUUGGAGAGGCCCAUGAGAAGGAGAGGACAGCGUAGAAAGCGGCCGUCACUUGACAAAUGGCCCGAAUUAAGUGAAUUCAGUCAAACUGUACCACCACAACCGAACACAGAACCACCGGAACUUCACAAUGGUGACGACGCGAGACCAGAAUUACGAAGAGACGCACCAUUAUAUGAAAAUAAACAAGAAUUAGCAGAAUUAAGUCCAACUAAAAUUAAAGUAGAAUUUGAUCAGCUUGGAACUAACAUCGAAUUUCCUUUAGGUGAUGACAAGGAAUCUUUUGUAGAACCUACAGUCCAGCUGGUCCAAGAUAAAUCUCUGUCAGAAUUUUCAUCAGAAGACAUUGGAAUGGCACCAAUAAGACCAUUGAAACGAAGUCAAACUGUGAGCUCUAACGAUCAGCACAGCAAGCCAGUUACAGAGAAAUCCGAGAAACUACAGGUAAUGUCCAACAAUAUUGAUUUAAUUAAAUGCAUGCUAUCAUGUCGUAGUAGCUCGGAGGUUUAAGACGUCCGCUUCUUAUUUAUGAGUGUGUGGGUUUGAAAUUUACCAGCGGCAAGUACCAAUGUGACUUUUUCAGAGUUAUAUGUACUUUCUAAGAUUAUUUAGAUACCACGGACAAACGGUGAAGUAAAACAUCGUGAGGAAACCUGGACUUAUAAUUUCUAAUUAUAAGUUGAAAUCGC
Messenger RNA from Spodoptera frugiperda (fall armyworm), 1682 nucleotides. RefSeq lists its product as uncharacterized. NCBI's taxonomy places the organism in Eukaryota, Metazoa, Arthropoda, Insecta, Lepidoptera, Noctuidae. Bases 541 to 1503 code for a protein of 320 amino acids. The record is from RefSeq and is a predicted model, not a curated record. The transcript is spliced from 2 exons.